This is a messenger RNA of Andrographis paniculata, 687 nucleotides long. RefSeq lists its product as uncharacterized. Lineage: Eukaryota; Viridiplantae; Streptophyta; Magnoliopsida; Lamiales; Acanthaceae. Bases 58 to 396 code for a protein of 112 amino acids. The record is from RefSeq and is a predicted model, not a curated record. The transcript has a single exon.
UAAAUAGUCGUAGCAAGAGACCUCGGAUCGGUUCCGCCUCUGCACGCUCAAAGCGAAAUGCCGUCGUACAAAUCUCUCGCGACCGCCGCGAGCACUAUUCGUGCCAGAUUGAGCCCAUCACUCCGGACCCGUGGCGGCGGAGAGGGACCCAGCAGAUGGGCAACCCAAGGGCACGAGGAUCGGCCGAAGGGUUUCGCCUUCAGUCGUACCCCGCCGCCGCCUGGCGAGUCUCGAAAGUGGGAAGACUGGGAACUCCCUUGCUAUGUCGCUUACUCUCUGGCUGUAGUUAUUCUGGGAGUGGGGCUCACUGCCAAGCCCGAUGAUUUGAGGAUUGAGGCCUGGGCUCACCAGAAAGCUCUCGAAAGGCUCAAAUCGGAAUCGGUUGAAUCUGAUUGAAGUAAGUCGAUGGUGCUUGUUGGUGGUUAUUAGCUUUGGCAGUUAACUCUUUCAAGGAAUAAUUGUAAUCCGGCUUGUCUAUCUGGCUGGAAUUUGUGAAUUAUUUUUGUUUCUAAUGCUCUCAAUCAACUGCGAUUUCCAGGAUACCUAAUUUGAUGAAAUUGGGUAAUAGGGUUGGUGGUUUUAUAUUUCACUUUGUUUUUGCUAUAUCAUGAAUGGCUUGUGCUGCCCUUUGCAAACUAUUUAAAAAGAUUCUCCUAUUAAGAUUUAUCAGAUUUUAAUUUCGAUGUC